AUGGAUGAAAACGAUUUUUCAGAAGAUACAACUUAUAAGCAACAGGAAGAUUUACCUUAUGAUGGUGAUCUCUCCCAAAUGAACAUAUGCAAUGAUUACAAUUUUACCGGAAAUACUAACACCCUCGAUGUUAUUCCAAUAGGAGAUGACCCCAAAGUAAAGGCUGCCCAUGUUGAAACAUACAGAAAUACAGCCAUGGCCAUGACGUGGGAUAAAGUUACUGAAAAUGCUACCAAUAAAAAGUGUGAUAAAGAGAAUCAACGCACCAUGACUCUUCAUGUUCAAGCUACUAAAGGAGCUGCUUCAAAGUCAAACGUUUCUGAUAUUUUACUCCAUCAUCUUUCUAAAGAGCAAUUACUAAGAGUUCAAGGUAUUAACUUUGAAACUCUCCCAGAGGCAUGUAAUGGUGACUGUUUUGAUGAAACAGCUUUUAUUAAAAAUAUUAUUUCACGUUAUGUUAAGAAUUCUUUCCCAAAAGCACAAACCUCAGAAUUCAUUGACCAACUCAACCCCAAAAGAGAUGUCAAAAAAAGCAGUAAGCCCACCGGUUCUCCUAUCAUGACAAAAGAAAAUAUCUGUGAUUUAGAAAAGCCAGUUGUGACUGCAAAUAGCAACCAUCACGAAAAUUUAAAUUUUCUAACUAAAAUCAAGGGUCCACAGGAUGAACAAAAAAGUUGCCAACGGCAGACACCCCAGAAACAGUUGACAGAAAAAGCAACUUCAAGCAAUGACUUCAAAUAUGGAAAAGGUCAAGUUCAUUGCCAGCUGCCAGAUUUCUCUAAAGUUGCUCUCAAAAUGAAAAUCCCUAAAAAUCACAUAAUGAAUAAGUCACUUACAAUGACUAAGCCAGCCAGUUUUUCUCCUAAAUUGAGAAACAAAUCAGCAAUCAUGCAAGAUAUUUUAGAAACCAUGUUUAGGUCAAAGUAUGUUGAAAAACAACAUCUGGAGCAGAAAAGGGAAAGUACAAAACCUUCACAACAAAUGCAGAUGGAGCCUACAGUACACAAACAUCAAGACUUUCUUACAGAAAUAAAAACUGAGACACAUUUGUUGAAGUUGUCAUCCACCUCUCAGAAAGAGGCCUUCUCAAGUACUUACAUAUUUCAAAAGCUAUCCCAAGGCAAGCAGAUGUGUCAAAAGUUAAAAGAACAGACUGAUCAACUGAAGACUAAGGUACAAGAAUUUUCCAAAAAAAUAAAACAAGACCCUUUCUGCCAUUUGAAAGAAAAAAGAAUGGUCCUGAAGAAACUUCAGGAACACCUUGAAGUGCUGGAACAGGAGUUGCUGGCCUCCAAGGAAAAACAUUUGGGCUUGCAGCAGCAAAUCCACAAGCAUGAAUGCCCAACUGUAGAUGACUUUGAUCCCAACAGAAAAGUGGAAGGUAAAAUCUUCAAGUUGGAGGUGCUACUUGAAGAUGUUAGAGAGAAAAUUGACGAAAGCAAAUGUACUUCAGCACUCUGUCUUCCUGUGAGCUCUCCAAUCUUCCUGGAUGACUUGGCAUCCACAGCCUCUUCGUCCUCAAAUGAGGUCAUGCAUCUGUACAGUGAUGUGUGUGCGAAUGUCUCCCAUCCUGAUGUGGCAAGUUCAGCUGGGUCUGAGCAGCAGACUGGGCUGGGCUGCAGUCCCCGGCGGUGGGGUGAGUCACAUCCUCCCUCAUACCACAUCUGUGUGUGUUUUGUGGUGCAGGAGGACCCCAGCAGCACCCGGGGAAGGCAGAAACGUGCAGAGAUGAUGACAUCCAGUCCAAGCUGUGCCUUCUGCAGCCGGCUCCUUGAAUGGAAGCAAAACAUGGAGAAAAAAGGCCACAGACAGAUCGACUGUGGAAGGCUUUCAGUUGUCAUUCAUGAAAAGGCACUGCGCCAACGUUCAACUCUCGGUUCCGACACAGAACCCAGGUUCUGUUCUGGUUCUGACACUGGGUGGCAAAGGAACAAAUGUGAGGACUGUGGCAAUAAUAUUCAUAACUACCGAAAAGUCUGCAGUAAAGAACCACUGAACGAAUUUUAUUAUAGAUAUAACACCCCAGGACAGAAUUACUUAAAUCAUAGCAGAAAAGGUGCUUUUGUCCAGUCUUCAGAUGAAAAUAAAAAUUCUUCACCUCUUUGUCCAAAACCAAAACGGAUCUGUUCCCAGAGAGUGAAUUCGAAAUCCUUUCAAGGUGAACAUGAGCCCACACCUGGAAAAAAAAAUACCUAAAAUCUUAAGACUUUCAUGACCUACAGCUGAAUUGCAAUACCUUUACUCCUUUUUCACUCCUUCAGGAUUCCUGGAAGCAAAUCCUUAUGUGGCUUUAGUGGCUCUGAAGAAACAGAAUCUAAGAUUUUAAACUCGGCUUUGGAUCAUGCCCUAAAGACAGCAACCAUUUUGAAAAAAACUACUGAUCAAAUGAUUAAAGCUAUUGCAGAAGAUCUUGCCAAAGCAGAGAGAUGGAGGAAUCAACUGAAAUACUACUAGUUCAACACAAAGUAACCAAGGGUUAAAAAGAUAAAGAAAACUUGAUCUGCCCCCAAAAGUAUUUCACUUAUUACACAAUUGAGAAAGAUUAUUUUCUACAGAAAGCACCAAAACCAUAAGAAAUGGUCAACAAAGUGUUUAAUGAAAACAAAACAAAACCCUCUGAUUCUUAAAAAUCAAAAGCAACCAACAAAUAUUUAUAUUAAAUAAAUCUAUGUUCUUCCUAAUUCAUAAUAAAGAAAACAAAAUGAAAUAAAAUCUACUUUCUCCUAUUAAUAGUAUGGAAGAAAUUAAAGUUUGAAAAAACUUUGUCAGUGAAGAUGGAAA
Molecule: messenger RNA, 2781 nt
Organism: Marmota monax (woodchuck)
Lineage: Eukaryota; Metazoa; Chordata; Mammalia; Rodentia; Sciuridae
Gene: Aknad1
Product: AKNA domain containing 1
Source: RefSeq, a predicted model, not a curated record